AUGACUCUUAGAAUUCUGUGGAAUUGCUCCAACCCAUCGGACGAGCAAGUAUUUGUGAAAUUGUUCUUGUAUUCCUGUAUAGUCGGGGUGAGGCCAGGUGAAGACCGACUGCAAGUCACUCAGGGAUGUGAGGAUCAGACCAUUUGCGCGGAGCAGUCUGCUCCACCACAAGUCCUUCCACAUUCUGUCUACCGAGUGGCAGAGGACAAACCACUCCUGCAAGAUGAGCCAUUGAACUUCAUCCAGUCGGAGGAGGACAAAUCAUCAGCCGAGGGAGCCUGGACAGAGGAACGACUUCUGCCUGCGGCCCUGCACUCUCCCCGGAGCAGCUGUAGGGAAGAAGAUGGAAGGCUGCUGUCUGUUCUCCGUCAGGACCAGGUUGCAGUCUUCCGCUACUUCGACAAGAUCACAUCCGGUGAACCUAAACUGGUCAAGCCUGAGCAUACACGCUCCGGAAGAAUUCGGGAGACGGAAACAUUGGCAUCUCCGCUCGGUCAUGUGAUGCCCGUCCCAACUUCCAUUCCUCAUGCACUGAACAUCCUCUGGUGUGGGCACUGGGCAGGUUGCGCGUCCCGACUGAGUGACUGA
Messenger RNA from Aspergillus brunneoviolaceus CBS 621.78, 588 nucleotides. RefSeq lists its product as uncharacterized. The record is from RefSeq and is a predicted model, not a curated record. The coding region runs from base 1 to 588 and encodes 195 amino acids. NCBI's taxonomy places the organism in Eukaryota, Fungi, Ascomycota, Eurotiomycetes, Eurotiales, Aspergillaceae. The transcript is spliced from 6 exons.